AUGGAUAAUAAAUCAGAGAAUUUGAAUGCUACGAAGCUGAAGCAGCUUUUGAAAGAGGCAAAAUCAGAGGUAGCUAGAGGUGAUUACGAGGAGGCUAUUGAUAUCUGUAAACAAACUUUGAAAUUGGAUAAGCACAAUUACUUUGCCUAUGUAUUCUUAGGGAAGUCAUAUUCUUGUUUAGAUUCCGGUGAUAUUUCUAAGAACAUAGAAAAUGCAAUUUCUGCUUAUAGGGAAGCUAUUGAUUCUAUUCCUUCAAAUUUACUAGCAUGGAAAGGGUUAUUCAAGCUUUUUGAGGAGAGACAAACCAUGAUCUUCCCACAUAUAAUACCAUUGGAAAUGUAUUUUACUUUAUGUGAUCAAUAUUCUGAUCUAUUACAAGAACAACAACAAUCACUAGUCGAGUUAAUUCAUAAUAUACGUAUGCUUAGGAAGGCAGUUCCAGAUAUUGAAUAUAUGUUUUUGCAAACUAUGAGACCGGGUGUACCACUUGCUGAGAAGAUUGGUAGACAUUUGAUUAAACCACAAGAUUGUUUAAAAGAGUUAUUGUCACUGACUUUAACUACAGAACAAAGUGAAGUUUCAAAAAUUGUCAGUAGGGAGAGAUUAAAGUUGAGCGCAAAUGAUCCAGACUAUCAGAUUAAAAUCAAUCAGUUAGCAUGGGAAGUGUAUAAGAAUUCUAAAUGUGAUGAGUAUUUCAAUCAAUUGGUUAAUAUUACUGAUAAUGAUGAAGAAAGAAACGAACUUGAGAUAAAAUGGCUAGAUCAUAGAAUUACAGUUCUACACUCUAUGCCUGCUGAUACCAAACACACGUUAUAUGGGAUAAUUAAAACAAUGGUAGAAGAUUUGGUUUUAGUUGACACCUCUUCUGUUAGAGCAUGGAAGUUAUAUUUUGAAUGGCAAGAUUACCAAGAUUUGAAUUCCUUAGAUUCAAAAUUAGUGUUACGUUUCUUCAAAAAGUUUCCUAAUGAACCAUUGGCAGUCAUACUGUAUUCCUGGUUAUUUUCAUUUUUUUCGAAAUAUGACACAACCUCGUUCAAUAUAACCGAUAGUAAUGAUAAAAAGGUUAAUGAAUCCAGAUCAAACGAUAAAGAACUUGCAGACAAUGAUUUUAAUCGUGAAGAACUUACUAAUGAAGAAGAUAUUGAAGAACUGAAGGAAAUGCUUGAACAAGAUGAGGAUUCCCCAAUUUUACUUGAAUCAGAUAUAUUGACCUCUCUUAUCGAAUAUAUACCAAAGGCUCAAACUUCUGCUUUGGCUCACAGAAUUGUUUCACAAUAUUAUAUACUUUCCAGAGAGUACGAGGCUGCAUUACCAUACAUAAAAACAGGUACUUCAUUAGUUGCUAAUUCCAUCAAAUCUCUAGGUGCAACACUUCCAAAUUCAAAGUUAGCCUUUACUUUAAAUUUAGCCACAGUUUAUACAUAUUUUGAUUUUAAAAGAAACUACAAAACAGCAUUAGCUUUAUAUGAAAAGAUUUUGACAGUCGAACCACAUAAUGCAAGCGCAAAGUUAGGUAAAGGUUUAAUAUUCAUAGAAAUGGAGAAUUGGAAAGAAGCAAACAAUCUGUUGCUUGAUGUUAGAAAAGAAUUCUCAGAAAAUAUGGAGAUUGUAAGUGCUUUAGGAUGGACAUACACAAACUUACACCAAUAUGAUGAAGCUAUUGAUAUCUUGAACACUGCUUUAAAAAAUAUGAAAGGCACUGAUAUUUUAUCGAUUGAAUUACAUACAAUGACUCUUUGGAGACUAGCAAAAACCUAUCUAUCUAUACAGGAGGCAAAAGAGAUCGAGAACACUUCAAAAGACUUAUCUCUAGUCAAUUUGGCCUAUCAACUACUAAUUAAAUCUUUGAAGCUUCUGGAAACCUUUUCAUUAUCAUUUUCUACACUUGGGCAUAUUUAUACAGAAUAUUAUAAUGAUGAACAGAGAGCGUUUGGAUGCUACUAUAAAGCAUUCGAAUUAAAUUCCGGUGAUAUAAUUGCAGCAGAAUAUAUUAUAAGGAAAUAUACAAACGCAGAAAAUUGGUCUGCUGCUCAUGCCAUUGCAGAAGCUCUAGUACAAUCUGAUGGUGCUAAAAAGUAUCUCAAGUCCUUAUCUUGGCCUUACAGGGUAGUCGGUAUUUCCCAUCUGGAAAGGCAACAAGAAGCAGAAUCAAUUGAAUGGUUUCAAUCAGCUUUACGUAUUGAUAAAGAAGAUAUUGAAUCGUGGGUGGGAUUAGGACAAGCCUACGUAGGAUGUGGUAGGAUUGAGGCUUCUAUUAAGGUUUUUGAAAAGGCAAUUGAACUAGAUUCAAAUCAUUUGUAUGCUAAGCUCUUUUUAGCCGAGUCCCUAUCAAACAUAGGAGAGUACGAGGACAGUAUUCUUUUACUAAAGGAACUAACUUUGUCUUCACUUGAUCAAGAGGUUUUCCAUGCAACUUAUGCUUCAACUUUAACCAAUUACGCUACUGAUUUAUAUAACAGAGGUUUUUUAACAAAAUCGAUAAAAGUUUCAGUAGAGGCCAUUGAUUCAAUUUAUCACCUGUUUGUUGAUUUACAAACUCACCCACAAAUUGCUUGGAUUUCACUUUUUAGCUCUCUUCAGUUAUUUAUAUCUGUACAAUCUAAGAUCGAGGAGCUUCCUAUUGAGACGUUAGUUUCAAUAUUUGAAACUGUCAAAAAUUUGCAAAUAGAAGAGCUAGAUGCUAUUGACAAAAUUAACCUUGAAAGUAUCCUUUCAUCAACAGACGAUGACAAUAUCACAAUAGCCUGCAAAUUUUUAGUUCUAUCAUCAAAGUGUGCUUUUACAAGUGGCACAAACUCAGAAACUUCUGCAACUGUCAAAUCAUCUCUAUGGCAUAAUAUUGGUGUAUCUGAACUUGUAUCCUUACUAAUGUUAAGGUUACCUGAAAGUAGGGACGCUGCCAUAUUUUCUUUUAAGAAAGCAAUAGAAUAUCAAUCAAAUUCAACUAAAUCAUGGAUUGCUUUAGGUAUCAGUACCAUGGACAUAAAUUGGAGAGUAUCCCAACAUUGCUUUAUAAAAUCUAUUGCCUUAUCACCAAAAGAUACUGAGGUUUGGUUUAAUUUAUCCUUAUUGGCUUUGAAGGCUAAGGAUCUCGAUUUUGCCCGUCAAGUGCUCGCUAGAACGCAAAGUAUUGCACCACAGGAGUCAUCACCUUGGUUAGGUAUGGCAUUAUUACUAGAAAAAGAGGGAAACACGCAAGAAAGUAUUAAUAUGUUCUCUCAUGCAUAUAUUUUAGCAAAUGGUAGAUCGAAGGUUGCUCAAUUAUUAUAUGCUAAGAACACGCUGCAAAACCAAAUUGGGUAUUCAAAAACUGAAAAUAAUCUUGAUUCUUUAGAAGAACUAUCAACUGCAGCGUAUGCAUUAGAACAGUAUUUGAAAAAAUCACCAAACGAUGCGUAUGCAUUACAAAGUUCGCUUUUAGUUUUAGAAAGAUUGCACCAAUAUCUAUAUGCCGAUAAACUGGCCAGUAGAUUAUCUGAAAUAUUAGAAAAAAGAUUUGAAAAAACUCAAGAUGAAAAAGAACUGUAUAAUUUUGCCAUAAUUAAGUCACAGAUUUCUAGAAUUCAACUUGGAUUAGGCAAUUACGAAACUUCGAUAGACAAUGCUAAUUUAUCGCAAGGAAUUAUUCAAGAGUAUGACAGCAGUCUGGCACUCUCAUGUCAAAUAUCUAAUAAUAUUUGUUUAGGUUUAGCCUAUUAUUUCCUUGAUGAUUAUGAUAAGACUUUAGAACAUUUCCAGAUAUUAACAAAAUUGUCUGAGGAUUCUAAAUACUUGGUGAUACUAGUAUCUAAGGUAUUAUAUGACAUAGGAUCCGAGGAAUCCAAAAUGAUUGCUUUGGAUGAAUUGACGGAAUACAUAGCCAUCAAUGGUAAUGAAUUACUUGUCACCUUAACUAUCGCUGCUAUUUCCUUACUAGAAAAUCAUGUUGAUAUAUUGGAAACAAUAUUACAAGAUUUACAAAAUAUAUCAUUGUCAGAGAAAAUAAAGGAUACACAUUUAUCUCUUCAAUUUUUAAUAUUAAAUUUAGUCAAGAAGUUGGAACGAACUUCCUCAUCCAGCGAGUUACCAUUAUUUCAACAAACAGCAUUUUUCUUUCCAAAUAAUGAUCGUUCAUGGAAGAAUUUGUCUGAAAAGAUAUCUUUGAGAGUAGCUUCCGAAGGACAAAAUAAGUUAACUGCAGAACAAUUAAGUGAGAAGUACUCUGAAAUGUCAAAUUUAAGGAAUAUUCAAAGAUCUUUGUUCUUGACUCCUUGGAGUGCGAAGUCUCUGAAAUCAUUAAAUGAAUGUUUUUAA
Molecule: messenger RNA, 4293 nt
Organism: Tetrapisispora phaffii CBS 4417
Lineage: Eukaryota; Fungi; Ascomycota; Saccharomycetes; Saccharomycetales; Saccharomycetaceae
Gene: SKI3
Product: SKI complex subunit tetratricopeptide repeat protein SKI3
Exons: 1
Coding region: 1-4293 (1430 amino acids)
Cellular component (GO): Ski complex
Molecular function (GO): protein binding
Source: RefSeq, a predicted model, not a curated record